Molecule: messenger RNA, 642 nt
Organism: Meleagris gallopavo (turkey)
Lineage: Eukaryota; Metazoa; Chordata; Aves; Galliformes; Phasianidae
Source: RefSeq, a predicted model, not a curated record
AUGGAUUUUGGCUUUAUCCGGAAGGAGUUCACUGAAAGAAUGAUAUUAAUCUUUCAAGCCCUGGAAGCUAUUUUACUGAGGACAGCCAGUGACCUCUCCCAUUUUUCUGUUGUGGGAACGAACAUAGUCAAAAGGUUGAUUCACAGCUACAUGAGAUUGGUCUAUGCUGCACUGUAUUCUGAAAAUCACAGGAUGAGCCGAGUGUGCCUUACCCUAUUGUCAGCAAUGGUGGCUCAGGGGCCAGAUACUGCAAGAGAUGUGUUUAGCCAUUUUGAUUUCAAUAAUAAAUUUCUGCCUGGAUUAGUGAAAAAAAGAGACAAGAAGGGGAGACCUGAUGUCCGUAUGGCCUAUAUUCAGUUUGCUCUCUCCUUUUUAAUAGCUGGUGACACUGCAGUUUUGAUACAAGUGCUGGAAUUAAAAGAUUUCAUCCUAGAUAUUUUUCGUUCUGGAAUAAAGGAAGACAAAGUUUCUACUGUCAAUCUUCUUCUCUCCACAUUGAAAACUAAGGUGGUUCAAAAUAAAAAUAUUACCAAAACCCAGAAAGUGCGCUUUUUCACUGCAGAGGUGUUGAAUCAUGUGGCUUCACUUUACCGGUGGAAUGGCAUUACUGAUGUCAGCUCUAAGGAUUUCAAGGUCUGGUAA